This is a messenger RNA of Penicillium robsamsonii, 1359 nucleotides long. RefSeq names its product co-chaperone SGT1. Gene Ontology annotation, molecular function: protein-folding chaperone binding. The transcript has 2 exons. Bases 1 to 1359 code for a protein of 452 amino acids. The record is from RefSeq and is a predicted model, not a curated record. Gene Ontology annotation, biological process: protein stabilization. NCBI's taxonomy places the organism in Eukaryota, Fungi, Ascomycota, Eurotiomycetes, Eurotiales, Aspergillaceae.
AUGAAUGCUGCAUCCCAAGGUGACAAGGCCUCUGCCGAAUCCAACUACCCCGUUGCUAUCGAGCACUACACCCACGCCUUGAGCGAGCUACCCCGCGCUCCGGCAUACUACAUUUCGCGAUCAACUGCCUAUUCGCGCCUCAAGCCCGCAGAUGGUGGACCCAACUACCAGGCCGCACUCAACGAUGCUGAAAUCGCGCUCCAGCUCGCCAAAGAGCGUGGAAACCGUGAAUUGAUCCUCUCUGCUCAGAUGCGCCGCGCCGUGUCCCUCUACCAACUUGAGCGGUAUGGAGAUGCAGAAUUUGUGUUUGACAUCAUUGCAAAGAAAACCAAGAGCGAGAAAGCCCCAGAGAACAAAUCGGAGCAGGUCCAGGCUGCCAUGGGAGGACCGGGAUCCGGAUGGGGAGGUCCCAGAAACAAUUACAGUGCCCAGAUGCCGAUUUGGACUGCUAAACUUCAACGCAAGCUGGCGGAGUUGCCUAAGGACGAUUCGAAGCGCAUUGUAUCUGUCACCGAGUACCCAUCUUCUACCAACGUUCCCACUGGAGAGGAGGUCAAGGCUCAGUGGAAGGCCCUCAAGGCUGGCAAGAACGUGGAGGUGACCGGAGCCUCGCAGCAGCCCGAGCCUGAGCUAUCAGGAGGUUCUACCCUAUCUGCAUCGGAGGCUGCUUUGGCUGCUAGAAUUCAAAACUCAAACAUCGGUGCUACAUCUACUCCUGCUGCCCAGGAGAAGGUUCGCCAUGAGUGGUAUCAGUCACAGGAUUCUGUCGUUGUGACUCUUUAUGUUAAGGGGAUCCCAAAGGAAAAUGUCGUAGUUGAAAUAGAAGAAGCUUUGGUCUCGCUGCAAUUCCCUCUCCCAUCUGGAUCUGAAUACGACUUCACUCUCGACCCGCUUUAUGCAGCUAUCAAUCCCGCCGAGUCCAAGGUCUCAGUCAAGAGCACCAAGAUUGAACUCACUCUGCGAAAGAAGACAGCUGGCCAGAAAUGGAGUGCUCUCGAAGGUUUAGCCACUAACCCCACUGAGAUCACCGACCGUCCAGCCGCUCAACAGACGCCAGCUACUGCGGGCCCUUCUUACCCAACCUCGUCACGCCACGGAACCAAGGACUGGGAUAAAGUCGCAUCCUCGCUCACUGGAAAGCAGCCAAAGGACAAGACAGGGGAUGGUGGAGACGUAUCUGAGGAAUCGGAUGGCGAAGGUGGCGAUGCUGUCGACGGGUUCUUUAAGAAGCUGUAUGCUGGUGCUGACCCGGAGACGCGUCGAGCUAUGAUCAAAAGCUACACCGAAAGCCAAGGAACAUCCCUGAGCACGAAUUGGUCUGAGGUUUCAAAGGGGAAGGUGGAAGCUCACCCUGAAUGA